Symbiodinium natans is the source of this 360-nucleotide messenger RNA. The record is from the annotation of a GenBank genome assembly. NCBI's taxonomy places the organism in Eukaryota, Dinophyceae, Suessiales, Symbiodiniaceae.
AUGCAGGCUACAUGGCCGCUGAUUUUCUUGGUGCUGCUGCUGGGCGCUGCUGUGGCACUGUGCAGCGUCCUCAUUUACGUGACGGAGUUGUACAGGCUUUGUCCGGCUUGGGCGCCUAUCCGUAGCUUCGAUCAGGAGCCCAUGGCAACAAAGCAAACGUACGGUGCUGCGUCCUCGGCUGCCACAGCGAACCUGGAACAAAAACUGCAGGUUCCAUGGGACUCCGUGGAGAAGACAUGGCAUCCAGUUCAUGGCGAGGUAGAGAUCCGGCCUGCAUUUUGCGAUACGCAGUACCUUCGCAGUCACAGCGCAUGGUGGGCUAGAGAUGAGCCUCAUUUCAAGGCUGCUAGUCUCGCUUGA